Messenger RNA from Myxozyma melibiosi, 2832 nucleotides. Its product is annotated as Sec39 domain-containing protein. The transcript has 3 exons. Gene Ontology annotation, biological process: retrograde vesicle-mediated transport, Golgi to endoplasmic reticulum. Bases 333 to 2699 code for a protein of 788 amino acids. Lineage: Eukaryota; Fungi; Ascomycota; Lipomycetes; Lipomycetales; Lipomycetaceae. The record is from RefSeq and is a predicted model, not a curated record.
UGUGAAUGCUGCUGUCGAGUGCGGUCUGCGAUAGAAGCAGCGACCACAACUCAGCUGAAUACACAUCUCGUCUUCCUGCAGUUGCUCUUUAUUCAAAUACAAUUGAAUCUGCUUAAUACAAUAGAAUACAAUGGAAUACAACACAACAUCAUUCAAUAGCAUAUAUCUGUGGUGCUGCUGAUAGCGACACCAUCAACCACAGCCCAGCGCAGUCUCAGUAAAGUUCGACCGCCGCACAGAGGCCACUCGUCAACUGCGCGUCGUUGCUUCACAGCGGCAGACAACCAGACAUCUCCAACUCUCCCCAUCCACAAUCAAAGCAUCCGAAUCCAAUGCCAGACAGCUCAGACGGCUCAGACAGUCUGCGUCUAUGGCUCUUGGCCGCCUAUCUGGCCUCGCUGUCCCGGACCGCCGACCUGCGCCGCCUGUUCCGCUCUCAGUACUGGUCCUCGCCAAAGGACGCGCUUGCUAUCCUGCUCAGAUUCAUACCCGAGGCUGCUGAUCCCGAACCAUACGUAGCGCUGGUCUCAGACAUUGCGCGGAAUCAACUGGACGAGGACGUAGCAGCUGGCGGCGACGACUCGAUCGAGCUGCGGGACGAGUUUGAGCUCGAGGAGCUGAUGCCGAGCGAGCUACGACACCUCGACGACGCCGCUGCGCUGCAGAUCCGAAAUAGUCUGCUCGAGGCGUUUGCCGAGUCGCAGUGGUUUGCGAAAUUUGAAUACUACGAGCACGAUGCGGAGCUCACGAUUUCGUCAUGGAUUUUUGCGCGCAUAUACUCUAUCGACUCGUCGCUGGGCGUCAUUGCGAUCGUCAGCGACAUUGUCUCGCUGUAUUCCAUGCCUGCCGCCGUCGUGCAAUGGCGGGAAGGUGUGCUGACGCCGCUGCAGCGGUUUCAGUCGUUUUAUCCCCAGAGCUUUGAUUCGCCGCGGCUGUUCACCCUGCACGACUUUACCUCUGUCGAUCCGAGACGGGUGAUUGAGUAUUUUCUGAGUUACACGACCGCAAAGACAGUCUCGCGCGACGUCGUCUCGAUCGUGACGCCGUAUGUUGAGUUUAUGUCUGAGGUCGGAGGAACGUAUGACAUGCAUCCCUGGCGACAGUUUUUCGAGUGGAUGGUAGCCACUGCAGCUGUGAAGAAAGGUACGAGUAGCAGUAGUAGCAGUCUGCACUCUGGCCGGUUCGGUACGAUUCUGGAGUUGGCCAAGACAUGGAACGGGCCCGAUGACAUGUUGGGGGACACGCAGAUCGAGUACAUCAGCGCCGUGAUUGCGGUGUGCUAUCAGUGCGAGGAGACCACGAACGAGUAUUUCGAAGCAAUGCACAGCAUGCAGAAGCGCGCGACCGCGCUGCUGUCGUCGCUCACAGGUCGGACACCAGCAGACGAAAAAGAGGUCAAGGAGCGGAUGCAGGAGUUUCCGGAUUUCGCGAGCGCGAUGAAGUUCCCCGGUAGUCCGUUAUUCCAGGCCUCGGAGACCAGUCUGAGGAUCCUCGACCACCUGAUAACCUCCGCGUCGAUGGUCUCCGUCCACGUCCCGACAAACCUGCAGGCUGUCACGCGCUUACGCUUCUUUGCUUCACACGAAGCCGAGUAUCAGUUUUUGCUCAAGGUGGUACGGGGUACGUCGAAGGAAUACGCGUACCGGGAUGAUAGUAACUGGCGCGCUUUGCGGAGCGGGGCGCGGUGGUUGAAGAAUAAGAGUAUGGUGUUAUCGCGGUUGUCUGAUGCCGAUAUUGAAAACAUAUUUCUAGGCGCGCUUCUGGACUUUGGACGAAUCGGACUGGUGAGCGAGAUUUAUAUCGAUCCGGUGCAUGCACCAUUGGGUGUGACGGAUAUGGAAAAACAUGUGUUGAAGGCGUUUGAGGAGCAUUAUGAUAACGCUUCGAAUUGUAAUGCAACGCGCGGUAGUCUGAAAACUGCAUCGCAAGUACUACAACUGAUAUAUCCACACAUGACAAAUUCGGUGAAUCUGCAUAAAGCGGACGUGCUACUGAAGGCCACACACGAGCUUUCAAAGUACGCACUGACACUGGUGCACGGCACGCCGCUGACGCCGGUGCAGGUGCGCGCGAACGGGGACGCGGAGGAGAUUGUGUCGCUGCUGCUGCAGUCGAAUGAAAAGGCGUAUCUACAGAUUGACGAGAUGAUCAAGCUUACGAAAGAUUUGAUGUAUGGACUGACGCUUGAGUUCCACAACGUGCUGGCGGCGCCAAAGACGCGGAGUAGCUCUGACCAUGAGGACGGGGGUAGCAAUAGCCAGAGCCGGGCAUCGUCAGUGCCGCCAGAGGGUAUGGAUGAGGAUAUGGUGGAGUUCCGGAUUGCGCGGACGUGUAUAUACUCUGCGCUUGCAGCGGACGACUUCAAGACGGCGCACGACUACUGCAUGCACAGGCUGUGGGUGCACGCGACCGAGAUCGCGCAGCUCGACAGCGAGCUGGUGUGGCAAGUGUUCUUCGCCGCGGGCCGGUACGUGUCGCCGAACUCGUCUGCGCUGACGCCGUCGCCCGGGCAGCUCAAGGGCGGGAUCUCGCCGAUGAUGGCGCUGCAUCUGAGCGGGCGCGUGAAGACGCUGCGGCUGCAGAUGGAUCUGCUGGCGCGGGCGAUGGAUAUCAGUCCGGAGAGGAACGUGUUUGAGAUCCUGAAUGUGUGGCAGGAGUUUGAGGUGCAGGUUGCUCAGUAUGUUGAGGUGCUGUCGUAGUAGCUAGUUGAAGUAAGAAGGCGGCAAACGGUGACGUCAGGCGGUUUCACAAACCCAAAUCCAAACCUAAACCCAAACCCGGCUCAGGGGCAGUUAAUUUUCAGCGGUGGCGGCCGCUGCUCGACGAAGGAGG